AUGGGGUGGCAACAUUUGAUCUACGAGCUUACUGGUUGGGCACCCGGUCAGGAUUGUUUUAACGGUGUUAGUAGGUUGGAAGUAAAAAAAUUAAUUGAAUAUAUUAGAGGCUUAGAUGCCAUUACAGACCAGACCCCAGAAAUUGAUGUGCAAAAGCGGGUUAGGAUAUACUUGCUAUGGCUCUAUGGCGGCACGAUAUUUCCGGAUAAGUCCGGUGACUUACUUAAUUUAGACUAUUUGCUUGACAUGCAUGACCUUAGAGCAAUGAGUACACAAGCUUGGGGAGCGGCUGCAUUGUCAUAUUUGUAUACUUGUCUAUGCCACGCUUCGAUGAAAAAGGCCAAGGAUGUGUGUGGAUUCAUUUCCUUAUUGCAGGUUUGGGCUUGGGAGCACAUUAUAUCGAUGCAGCCACCAUGCAAGGCUCUUCCACCACACACGGCUCUUGCACGAAAGUGGACUCAUCGUAAAUCCUUUGAAAAUGAGGCACGUGAUGUGCUACCCAUAUGUAGGGAUGUAUUGGACAACCUAAUCGAUGGCCAGUUUGUGUGGCAGCCUUAUUCAGAGACCAUCAUUAAUAGACUCCCUGAGUGGUGUCUGAGUGAGACUAUAUUAAACCAAAUAUUUGAUUAUUUUGCACAAUGUGAAUCAAAUAACCAAGAUCCUACAAUUAAAUUGGGUCGACCUGAAGUUCGUGAGGGCAACAAGAUAGUCUUACAGGUGCCUAGGUUCUCAUCCAGAGGUCCGAAUUCCUUUGCCCCCGAAAUUUUGAAGCCCGACAUUGCAGCUCCUGGUGUAAAUAUACUCGCAGCAGUUCCCCCUCCCAAAGGAGACAAUGGAUUCCAAGUCCAAUCCGGAACAUCUAUGGCAACUCCUCAUAUCUCAGGAAUUGUCGCACUCCUUAAAAUUUCACAUCCUAAUUGGUCUCCUGCAGCUAUCAAAUCCGCAAUUGUAACUACAGCAUGGAACGAGGACACAUAUAGAUCUGAGAUCUUUUCGGAAGGAACAGGAGGCAAAAUUGCUGAUCCAUUUGAUUUUGGAGGUGGCAUUUGCAAUCCAAAUGGAGCAAUGGAUCCUGGCUUAGUCUAUGAUAUGGAUAAAAAUGAUUAUUUGAAUUAUCUUUGCAGUUUGGGUUAUAGUAAUGAGAAGGUUCACAAUGCAACUACACAUUUUUCCAAUACGAAGAAUUCUACUGUACCAGGCAUUAUAUGUCCCAAUGAAGUACCUUCUAGGUUGGAUUUGAAUCUCCCUUCAAUAUUUAUUCCAAAUCUUAAGAAUUCGGUAUUUGUCGGAAGAAGCGUACUAAUGUUGGAAAUGUCAACUUUCUGUAUACAAACUAGUGGUUAAACCUCCGAAAUCUUGCCAAUUAAAGUAAGUCCACAUGUCUUGAAGUUCGAUUCCAAGACAAAGAAGAUUUCGUUUGAAGUCACAAUCACAUCUACUCACCAAAGAACGAGCAAAUUCACCUUUGGAAGUUUGGCGUGGAUUGAUGGCAAGCAUUUUGUUAGAAUUCCUAUUGGUGUAAGGAAACAAAUAGAUGUCUAAAGAAAAAGGUAGCAAAUUUAGCUUUGAAAGUGUGGCA
This is a messenger RNA of Lycium ferocissimum, 1579 nucleotides long. RefSeq lists its product as uncharacterized. The coding region runs from base 1 to 1344 and encodes 447 amino acids. The transcript is spliced from 7 exons. Gene Ontology annotation, biological process: proteolysis. Gene Ontology annotation, molecular function: serine-type endopeptidase activity. The record is from RefSeq and is a predicted model, not a curated record. NCBI's taxonomy places the organism in Eukaryota, Viridiplantae, Streptophyta, Magnoliopsida, Solanales, Solanaceae.